AGUUUUGCCAUCACUAGAAUAGGCACAGGCACUUAUUCAUUGACAUAGCAAUAACAAGGACGGGGCCCACAGCCGUUUUCUUCGUGUCCGUGACGCAAAGUUGUUAAUUUUAUGAUAUUCCCAACUCCCGACGAAGAAGCAGCAGCAACCGCAGAGUGCGCAGCAUAACCAGGAUGAGUGUUUUACCGUUCGUACGCGGCGUUGAUUUUACGAAAAAUGAUUUCAGCAAAACAUUCCCUAGUUCGAUGCGGCAAAUGUCUCGGGUCCAGUGGCUAACACUGGACCACACACAGCUCCAUCAAAUACCCGAGGAGCUGGGCCACCUGCAGAAAUUGGAGCACCUAUCCUUGAAUCACAAUCAGCUGGAGAAGCUCUUUGGCGAGCUAACGGAACUGACGUGCCUGCGUUCAUUGGAUCUGCGUCAUAAUCAUUUAAAGAGCAGCGGAAUACCGCCCGAGCUCUUCCAUUUGGAGGAGCUGACCACGUUGGAUUUAUCGCACAAUCGAUUGAAGGUGGUGCCCGAGGGUCUGGAGCGUGCCAAGAAUUUGAUUGUGCUCAAUCUGAGCUCCAAUCAAAUCGAAAACAUACCCACCCCUCUCUUCAUCCAUCUGACUGAUCUGCUGUUUCUCGAUCUGUCGUACAAUCGAUUGGAAACGCUGCCGCCGCAGACGCGACGAUUGAUAAAUCUGAAGACGCUGGACUUGUCGCACAAUCCGCUGGAGUUAUUCCAGCUGCGCCAGCUGCCAUCGCUGCAGAGUCUAGAGGUACUCAACAUGAGCAGUACGCAGCGCACGCUGCUCAAUUUCCCCACCAGCAUCGAUAGUUUGGCCAAUCUUGUCGAGCUGGAUCUAUCGCACAAUGCACUGCCCAAGUUGCCAGAUUGUGUGUACAAUGUGGUCACCCUCGUCCGCCUCAAUCUCAGCGACAAUGAGAUAAACGAGCUGAGCGCCAACCUCGAGCAUUGGCAGCGUCUCGAAUCGCUCAACUUGUCCCGCAAUCAGCUGGCCGCCCUGCCUGCCGCCCUCUGCAAGCUGUCCCGGCUGCGUCGCCUCUUUGUUAAUGAUAACAAACUGAACUUUGAGGGCAUACCUUCGGGCAUUGGCAAGCUGGGCACCCUUGAAUGCUUCUCGGCGGCCAACAAUCUGCUAGAGAUGGUGCCCGAAGGACUCUGCCGUUGCGGAGCACUCAAGCAGUUGAAUUUGAGUAGCAAUCGAUUGAUCACACUGCCGGAUGCCAUACAUUUGCUGGAGGGGCUGGAUCAGUUGGAUUUGCGUGACAAUCCGGAGCUGGUGAUGCCGCCGAAGCCGAGUGAGGCGAGCAAGGCGACCAGUCUGGAGUUCUAUAACAUUGAUUUCUCGCUGCAGACGCAACUGCGUCUGGCUGGUGCUGUUGUGCCGCCCUCAAUGCCGGCCACAUCGACGCCAAAGGAUGCAACAGCGCGAAAGAUUCGAUUGCGUCGUGGGCCGCGUGCGGAAAAUGGUCAGGAUGGUGGGCAGGAUGCGGCCAAGGUGCUCAAGGGCAUGAAGGAUGUCGCCAAGGAUAAGAAUAAGGGUGAUGGCGAUGCAGUGACAACGGAAUCAUUGAAACCAAAGCGCUGGGACGAAUCGUUGGAGAAGCCACAACUUGACUAUUCGAAAUUCUUUGAAAAGGACGAUGGCCAACAGCCGGGUCUAACCAUCUGGGAGAUUGAGAACUUUCUACCCAACAAAAUCGAGGAUGUGGUGCAUGGUAAAUUCUAUGAGGCUGACUGCUACAUUGUCCUGAAAACGCAAUUCGAUGAGCUGCACACACUCAACUGGGAGAUCUACUUCUGGAUUGGUAAUGAAGCGACUCUCGAUAAGCGCGCCUGUGCCGCCAUCCAUGCUGUGAACUUGCGUAAUUAUUUAGGCGCCCGUUGUCGCACCAUACGGGAGGAGCAGGGCGAUGAAUCCGAUGAGUUUCUCGCCCUCUUCGACACGGAGAUCAUUUACAUUGAGGGCGGACGCACUGCGACGGGUUUCUUUACGAUCGAAGAGAUGAUACACAUAACACGGCUAUAUCUAGUCCAUGCGUAUGGAGCCAGCAUACAUUUGGAGCCCGUUGCUAUGGUGCUGCAAUCGCUGGAUCCGCGCCACGCCUUUGUCCUUGAUGUGGGCACACGCAUCCACAUUUGGCUGGGCAAACGUUCGAAGAACACGCUCAACUCCAAGGCGCGCCUAAUGGCCGAGAAGAUCAAUAAGACGGAGCGCAAAAACAAAUGCGACAUUCUCGUUGAUCUGCAGGGCGAGGAGUGUCAGGAAUUCUGGGACGCAUUCGAUAUACUGCCCGAGGAGGUGGCCGAUUUGCCAGCACCAGAGGAGCACAUCGAUGAGAACUAUGCGCCAGUGCGUCCGCGUCUUUAUCAGGUGCAAUUGGGCAUGGGCUAUUUGGAGCUGCCGCAGGUGGAGCUGCCGGAACAGAAGCUAAGCCAUACGCUGCUCAAUAGCAAGCACGUCUACAUCCUUGACUGCCAGACGGAUCUGUUUGUUUGGUUUGGCAAGAAGUCGACACGAUUGGUCCGUGCCGCCGCCGUCAAGUUAAGCCGGGAGCUCUUCAAUAUGCUGGAUCGGCCGGAAUGUGCGCUCGUCAUGCGCGUCAGCGAGGGCAAUGAAAUGCAAAUCUUUCGCACCAAAUUCCCCGGCUGGGAUGAGGUGAUGGCUGUUGAUUUUACCCGCACAGCCAAAUCGGUUGCCAAGACGGGCGCAAAUUUGACGCAGUGGGCCCGCCAGCAGGAAACACGCACAGAUCUGGCUGCGCUGUUCAUGCCACGCCAGAGCGCCAUGCCACAGGCCGAGGCUGAACAGCUGGAGGAGGAAUGGAACUACGAUCUCGAGAUGAUGGAGGCAUUUGUGCUCGAGAACAAAAAGUUUGUCCGCCUGCCAGAGGAGGAGCUGGGACAUUUCUAUACCGGUGAAUGCUAUGUGUUCCUCUGUCGCUACUGCAUACCUGUUGAGGUCGAUGUCGAUGGGUGCCAAAACGGCACCGAUUCCAAUCCCAAUCCCGACGCGGAAGCGGACAGCAAAUCACAGACUGCGCCGCCCGAGGAUGAGAUCGAGUGUGUUGUGUAUUUCUGGCAGGGACGCAAUGCCGGUAACAUGGGCUGGCUAACUUUCACAUUUACGUUGCAAAAGAAGUUCAAGGCCAUGUUCGGUGAGGAGCUGGAGGUGAUGCGUAUCUUCCAACAGCAGGAGAACCUCAAAUUUAUGUCGCACUUCAAGCGCAAGUUUAUCAUUCACACGGGUAAGCGCAAGGACAAAUCCCUAACGCCCGAUGGCAAGCCAGCCGUUGAGUUCUUCCAUUUACGUUCUAAUGGUGGCGCCUUAACCACACGACUCAUACAAAUUCAGCCGGAUGCAGUGCAUCUGAACUCGGCAUUCUGCUAUAUACUUCAUGUGCCAUUCGAAACGGAGGACGAGUCACAUUCGGGCAUUGUGUACGUCUGGCUGGGCAGUAAGGCAUGCAACGAGGAGGCAAAACUGAUCCAGGAGGUUGCCGAACAGAUGUUCAACAGUCCCUGGGUUAGCCUGCAGAUACUCAACGAGGGCGACGAGCCGGAGAACUUCUUUUGGGUAGCGCUCGGAGGUCGCAAGCCAUACGACACGGAUGCUGGAUAUAUGAACUAUACGCGACUGUUUCGCUGCUCCAACGAGCGGGGCUAUUAUACGGUGGCCGAAAAGUGUGCGGACUUCUGUCAGGAUGAUCUGGCCGAUGACGAUAUUAUGAUACUCGACAAUGGCGAGCAUGUCUUCCUUUGGAUGGGGCCGCGUUGCAGCGAGGUGGAGGUGAAGCUGGCAUACAAAUCAGCUCAGGUCUACAUACAGCAUAUGCGCAUCAAGCAGCCGGAGCGGCCACGCAAGCUCUUCCUCACUAUGAAGAACAAGGAGUCGAGACGAUUCACAAAGUGCUUCCACGGCUGGAGUGCAUUCAAGGUGUAUAUUUAAGAAAGCCGCGCGGGUGCCAUGACAGUGUAGCCGCCGGACAUGACAAUUUUGGACUGCAAUAUAUACAAAUACACACACACACACACAUACACAAAAACACGCGCUCACGCGCUCGCAUGCAGCAAAUAUUUGUACUUUUAUAAUGUA
Messenger RNA from Drosophila grimshawi, 4106 nucleotides. RefSeq names its product protein flightless-1 (gene fliI). Gene Ontology annotation, biological process: actin polymerization or depolymerization; myofibril assembly; actin filament severing. Gene Ontology annotation, molecular function: actin filament binding; phosphatidylinositol-4,5-bisphosphate binding. The transcript has 4 exons. The record is from RefSeq and is a predicted model, not a curated record. The coding region runs from base 174 to 3959 and encodes 1261 amino acids. Lineage: Eukaryota; Metazoa; Arthropoda; Insecta; Diptera; Drosophilidae. Gene Ontology annotation, cellular component: nucleus; actin cytoskeleton; cytoplasm.